Molecule: messenger RNA, 1994 nt
Organism: Centropristis striata (black sea bass)
Lineage: Eukaryota; Metazoa; Chordata; Actinopteri; Perciformes; Serranidae
Gene: spint2
Product: serine peptidase inhibitor, Kunitz type, 2
Exons: 11
Coding region: 73-1476 (467 amino acids)
Molecular function (GO): serine-type endopeptidase inhibitor activity
Source: RefSeq, a predicted model, not a curated record
GGAAGUGAGAGUGUCAGCGCCCGGAGCUCCAGAACUUUUACUGUUAUUAAAUCUAAUUGAUCCGGAUCAGAGAUGACCCGGUUUGGUCUGCUGGCGGUCUGGCUCCUGGUCCUGCCCGGCCCGGCUCUGGGCUGUGAGUGGGACCGGGCGGUGCCGGAGGACCAAGGGCUGGUCCCGGAAUCCAUGGCCGCCGCGAUGCUCCAGACGAAGCGGAUCAUCGAGGUCGACAAUCCGGAAGACUGCAAGAAGAUCUGCUGCGGGGACCCGGACUGCGACCUGGCCCUGCUGAGUCUCCCGGCCGACGGGAGGCCGCAGUGCAUGCCGGUCAGCUGUACGGACCGGGACCAGGACAGGGACCUGUGCGUCCUGAGCCCCAGCAACCAGUUCAAGGUUUACCGCAAGAAGUCACCGAGUGGAUCCGGAGGAGAGGCUUCGCAGGGCGGCCACAGUCGGCGCGUCGUCCCACUGAUCGGAGCCGUGAAGCAGGAAACCAACCAGAGCAGCAGCGGUGUAGCUGUGUGUCGUCAGCCUGUGAAGGUGGGUGUGUGUCGUGCGUUCUUCCCGAGGUUCUUCUACGAUCCGACUAAUCAGAGCUGUCGGAGUUUCGUUUACGGUGGCUGCGGCGCCAACGGCAACAACUUCAUCAGCCGAGAGGAGUGUGAGACAAGCUGCAGCGGAGUCACAGGUUCAGUUCUUCCUGAUGACUUGUCUCCUGAACAUUCAGCCAAAGCUGCAAGAAUGAUCUCUGACAUCAAUGUGUCUCAGGUUGAUGAAGGUCCAGUUGAACCUGCUGCUACAGAGUCUGUCCUCACUCAGGAGACAGAAAUGUCUGCUGUUGACUUUGCUGAGCGCUGUAGGGCGGAGCCUGAGGUGGGACCCUGCAGGGCCUCGUUCCAGCACUGGUUCUACAACCACUCCACAGGCAGCUGUCAAUCAUUCAUCUACGGAGGUUGCCAGGGUAACAAGAACAACUACGCCACCCAGGAGGAGUGCAGCGCUACCUGCACAGUCUCAGUUGUUUCGUCCUCAAAGAAAGUUUCUUCUGAUAAAGUUUCUGCAGAUUACAGAGAGGCCUGUCUGGUGACCUCUGACCCCGGUCCGUGCCGUGCUGCGUUCUCCAUGUUUUACUUCGACCCAGACACAGCGACCUGUCAAUCAUUCAUCUAUGGCGGUUGUCGUGGGAACCAGAACCGUUACAGCUCGAUGAAGGAGUGUCUGAGCCGCUGCGUCACCGACGGUUCUUCUGAGACUAGGGAGAAAACUCGAGACCGCUGGACGGCAGCCGUCUUCCUCUUCAUCACUCUUGCCGCCAUCUCCGCUCUGCUGCUCGCCACACUCGUCAUCGUCACGCUGAGACGCCACCGCUUGAACAGCCACCCGUCCUCCAUCAGUGAUAAGGAGGAGCUGCUUCCAGAUGAGCAGUCGUCUCUGGAGUCUCUGACUGUCCCAGAGACCCCCAAACCAGACCAGGCCUGAGGGGCCACUACAGGGUCCUCUGGUCCUGUUGUGUAACAUUAUGUCUCUCAGCUGAUGAUGACUCUUUCAGUGAUUGAAGAAUGAACAGCUGGCCACUUAUUAUAACUUUUAUUUAUAUAUAUAUAUAUAUAUAUAUAUAUAUAUAUAUAUAUAAAGUCAUAUAACUUGUAUACAUUUUUCGAUGACCAACUGUUUUAUAUGGAGGAGCCUCUUUGUGAUUUAAGUUGGUUUUAAGUUUUAAUUCUUGUUUAUGUUUUAUGCGUGAAACAAUGAAACAUGUGAUCAGAAGUGUGUUUUUAAUAAAGUGAUUGACUACAUUGCACCAUGAUGAACACUCACUGCUGUCUUCUGCUGAUCGAUUGUAAUUUAUUGAUUAUUGAAGAAAGGAAAUAUUUUCUUUUCUUUCUUUAACUAUAACAACUUUAUUCUUCAGCCUGUUACAUGCUUUUUUUUUUUUUAGUUCAUUCACUCAUUUGUGAUUAAAGAAAAAUGUUCUUUGAAUAAAUGUGAGGAAAACA